Molecule: messenger RNA, 1386 nt
Organism: Leptidea sinapis
Lineage: Eukaryota; Metazoa; Arthropoda; Insecta; Lepidoptera; Pieridae
Product: carboxypeptidase B-like
Exons: 8
Coding region: 196-1302 (368 amino acids)
Biological process (GO): proteolysis
Molecular function (GO): zinc ion binding; metallocarboxypeptidase activity
Source: RefSeq, a predicted model, not a curated record
ACAUGUCAACAUUUCAGUCCGGGUGAUCGGUAAAAAAAGCAAAAUUUUCAGUAAAAUUCAGUCAAAGUGGCACAGCUUAAAGGUGCAAGGUAUCAAACAUGGUUUGUGAAGAGCUUAAAAGAUGGUCAACGAUCAUUUAUAAAAGGCCUAGACGUCAAAGGCGCUAUAAGUAUAUUCAAGGACCGUCAAAGUUCUAUGGAUAUAAGGGUAAAACCAAACAGAAUCACGCAAAUAGAGAAACUAUUAAAAGAUAGAAACAUUGAUUUUGAAACAUCAGUUACUGACACAGAUCUGAUUCUUGCAAGAGUUAAGUGUCCAAUAAGCAGAUUUCCAUCAAAACUCUCUGAAAAGGGCAGUUUUAAUUGGGACGAUUUCUACCCACUGCACAUGGUUUAUUCCUUUAUGGACAACUUAGAAGCACAUUUCCCAUCAAUAUGCACAGUCAGUUCAAUCGGUCGCUCGGUCGAAGGAAGAGACAUAAAAAUGUUGAAAAUAUCCAACAGUGACGCCAGUAACACAGGAGUAUGGAUAGACGCGACGAUACACGCGCGAGAGUGGGUCGGCACUUGCGUAAUAACGUUCGUCGCUGAUUAUAUUGCACGAAACUUUAUCAAACUAUCGAAAAGCUUCACUAAUAAGGACUGGUACCUUGUACCUGUUGUUAACCCCGAUGGAUAUCACCAUACACAUACGAAAGAUCGGAUGUGGCGAAAGAACAGGGCACGAGUAUCUAACACAAUUGUUGGAGUAGAUCUCAAUAGGAAUUUUGCCAGGCAUUGCUGGGGACGCUUUAAUGUUGAUGGAUCAUCAAUAGAUCCGAAUCAUCAGAACUUCCGGGGCAUCGAGCCGUUUUCAGAGCCGGAAGCAGCUGCCAUAAAGGAUUUGAUAUUGUACUCUGGCAUACCGUUCAAGAUAUUCAUAACGUUACAUGCAUACAGUGAAGUGAUAGCAUUUCCCUGGUGCUACACGUCGGACCCUUGUGCAGACUAUGUCACUUUAUUGGAAGGAGCAACUGCUAUGGCAAAGGCUAUAUAUGAGACUACUGGCCGAAUGUAUAAGGUCGGCAAUUUCAAGGACCUUAUGUACAUGGCAGCUGGGACGAGUAUCGAUUGGAGCUAUGGAACGGCACAUAUUCCCUAUUCGUAUCUACUAGAGUUGAGAAGCAAGAACCACAAGUUCUUACUACCAAAGUCAGAGAUCAAAGAAUGCUGUCAAGAGGUUCUCAGCGCCGUGAAAGCUUUGGCGCAAUAUGUGGACGAUAAGAAGUGUGCAAACUGUGUGAUAUAUCCGAACAGACGAUGAUUUGUAAUGGCGUAUUUUAAAAAUAUUGAAGUAAACUUAUUGUUUUGAGUUGUUUCUAUUAAAAUAUUAAAUUGUGCAGUUUUA